UCUGUGUGUGGCACAGGGUUGUGUUGCUGGAAGAAGGGGGAAAUGAGCGAAAGGCGAAGAAGUACAACGUUACCCGUUUAAACGUUGCAAACCUCUUCAAAAUCGGAAGUAUAUUUUUUGGCAGUGUUUUCUGGUGGAUUACGCGAAUUUUUUUCUGCGCCGUGGAGUUUGGCGUCUCUGUAUUGCUCUGCCUCGGACCUGCGCGCGGAGAUUCACACACUCACUCCUCGAGUCGCCUCUUUUGAGAAAGAAAGAGUGAGCGCGCACGGAAGAUGUUUGUCGCCGUUUGCGUCCACCAGGAACCUUUUCUUCCUCUCUGCGCCGAAGAGUAAGACAUUCAAUUGGUGUUUAAUAUUUCAGAACUUGAUUGCAGUUGCUGAAACGGUGGAAGUGAUUCGGCGAUUCGGACGCACAAAGACAGGGAUCAAGCAGCAGAGAUCUGAGAGCACAGGAUUUUGCCCCCCAGUGGGCUUCAUGUCCAACUGAUUUUUGUCGGGUACAGUGGCGUGCCAGUGGACAACUCCCCACCAAAUAGACCACCAAUAAAUAAAGGAUACAUUUCAAUAUGUAUCCACAGGGCCGGCAUCCGGCGCCCCACCAGCCUGGUCAGCCAGGCUUCAAAUUCACAGUGGCGGAGUCCUGUGACAGGAUCAAAGAUGAAUUUCAGUUCCUGCAAGCCCAGUAUCACAGUCUUAAAGUGGAGUAUGACAAACUGGCCAAUGAGAAGACAGAGAUGCAGCGCCAUUAUGUCAUGUACUAUGAGAUGUCCUAUGGGCUGAACAUUGAAAUGCACAAACAGACCGAGAUUGCUAAAAGGCUUAAUGCGAUACUAGCCCAGAUUAUGCCUUUUCUGUCACAAGAGCACCAACAGCAAGUAGCGCAAGCUGUUGAACGUGCAAAGCAAGUGACAAUGACUGAACUGAAUGCUAUCAUCGGGGUACGUGGACUUCCCAAUCUGCCUCUCACCCAGCAGCAACUCCAGGCCCAGCACCUCUCUCACGCUGUCCACGGCCCUGUGGCUUUACCCCCCCACCCUUCUGGCCUGCAGCCCCCUGGAAUCCCACCGGUCACUGGCUCCGGCCUGCUGGCUCUGGGAGCCCUGGGAAGUCAGCCACACUUGCCUGUGAAGGAUGAAAAAAACCACCACGACUUAGAGCACAGAGAGAGCACAAACAACUCCAUCUCCCCAUCAGAUAGCCUUCGCACAACCAGCGAGAAGCACCGUGGCUCCUCUGAUUACAGCCUGGACUCCAAGAAGCGCAAAGUGGAAGACAAAGACAGCAUGAGUCGAUAUGACAGUGAUGGAGACAAAAGUGAUGAUCUUGUGGUUGACGUUUCCAAUGAGGACCCUGCCACUCCUAGAGGCAGCCCUGCCCACUCCCCUCCUGAGAAUGGAAUAGAUAAACCUCGCCCUGCAAAAAAAGACAUGCCCAACAGUCCCGCCUCUGUGGCCUCCUCCGGCAGCACUCCCUCAUCCAAAAACAAGGAGCACGGUCAUAAUGACAAAUCCUCCACGCCUGGUCUCAAGUCUAACACCCCCACACCUCGUAACGAUGCCCCCACCCCAGGCACUAGCACCACCCCUGGCCUGCGGCCCAUCCUGGGCAAGCCUCCGAUGGAAGCUCUGGCCGCCCCUGCUCUGCGCACUCCCCUCUCCUACCCAACUCCCUUUGCCAUGAUGGGCCACCAUGAGAUGAAUGGCUCUCUGACAAGCCCUGGAGUCUACGCUGGCCUGCACAUUUCCCCUCAGAUGAGUGUGGCUGCAGCCGCUGCCUACGGACGCUCGCCCAUGGCUGGUUUCGAGCAUCCUCAUAUGAGAGCUCCCGGCCUCCCUGCCAGCCUCACCUCAAUCUCUGGGGGAAAACCAGCGUACUCUUUCCAUGUCAGUGCUGACGGACAGAUGCAGCCUGUACCCUUCCCUCCAGAUGCACUAAUUGGUCCAGGGAUCCCACGCCACGCCCGUCAGAUUAACACCCUCAGUCAUGGUGAGGUUGUGUGUGCCGUCACAAUCAGUAACCCCACUCGCCAUGUCUACACCGGUGGCAAGGGCUGUGUUAAGAUCUGGGACAUUAGUCAGCCUGGAAGCAAGAGCCCAGUGUCUCAACUAGACUGCCUGAACAGGGAUAACUACAUUCGCUCCUGCAAAUUGUUGCCUGAUGGCCGUACUCUAAUCGUUGGAGGAGAGGCCAGCACUCUAACCAUUUGGGAUCUUGCCUCCCAGACACCCCGCAUUAAAGCCGAGCUGACCUCCUCUGCGCCGGCCUGCUAUGCGCUGGCCAUCAGCCCUGAUGCUAAAGUGUGCUUCUCCUGCUGCAGUGAUGGCAACAUUGCCGUCUGGGACCUCCAUAACCAAACCCUUGUCAGGCAGUUCCAGGGUCACACCGAUGGUGCCAGCUGCAUUGACAUCUCUCAUGAUGGGACCAAGUUGUGGACGGGAGGCCUUGACAACACAGUACGCUCCUGGGACCUCAGAGAAGGACGGCAACUCCAACAGCAUGACUUCACAUCUCAGAUCUUCUCACUGGGCUACUGUCCCACGGGUGAGUGGCUGGCUGUUGGCAUGGAGAGCAGCAAUGUGGAAGUUCUCCACCACACCAAGCCUGACAAGUACCAGCUACACCUUCAUGAGAGCUGUGUUCUCUCUCUCAAGUUUGCCUAUUGUGGUAAAUGGUUCGUGAGCACUGGGAAGGACAAUCUGUUGAAUGCAUGGAGGACUCCCUACGGCGCCAGCAUAUUCCAGUCAAAGGAAUCAUCCUCAGUCCUGAGCUGUGACAUCUCAGCCGAUGACAAGUACAUUGUAACAGGCUCUGGAGACAAGAAGGCCACAGUGUAUGAAGUGAUCUACUAGACUGAGCUGUAACAGCCUGAAGCAGCUCAGGCCUCUGGAGGAGGGAGGGAGGGACAGAUGACUUCUCCCUCCAGUGACUCUCCUAGUCAAACAGACAGGAACAGCCUUUGUCUCUCUGUCCGACUGCCUGUCUCAUUCUCACUGACUAUAUUACUGACUGACCUAACCGCAGCUUGGACGAGUGGGCACUGGGGUGACGGGACAUGAGCUGCCUGGACUUGGACAUAAAUAUGCAGCCCUACAGACCCCAAAAACCUCCUCCACCAUGACCACACUCAGCCCAGUUUAUAUGGCACUAGAGAACAUUGUCUCAAUGUUUCUUUCCUUGCUGUUUUUUUCCCGUCAUUUAUUUCUUUGAUGGAUUUUGUCUUUAUUCUCACACUCUAAGCGGUGAGAAUUAUCCAUGAUGCAUCGUGAAGCAGUACUUCGUUCUGAAACUUCAUCUGCGUGGAGGCUAUGUGAAAAGUGUACAUAAUGGAGUAUUAAAAUGCCUUUUAUAGAUUUCUAUUUUGGUGUCCAGUUACAAAUGUGAUGGUUCUCUUUCUCUCUCUCAUUCUCUCCUUGAUGCCUCGUUUCCCCUUUGAGGUUUGGAAAUUAGAUUAAGACAUUUUUUUUCUAAGGAUAUUCUAUUCUGUUUUUUCCCCCUUUGAGAAGUUCAUUUUCCAGGCUGACCUUUUAUGGAAAUCUAAUUUGCUUUUUCCCCCCUCCCUCCUGAAAAACAAUUGAGCUGAAUUGCAUUAGAGGCAUUUUUUUGUAUUUUGAGGGGCUUAAACCCCAUUGCAAAGCACCUGAGACUGCAGUUUAGGCUCCAUAGGAGAGGCAGUUCAGUUCUCCAACAAACCCUCUGAGCACCCGUAUCUCACUGUUUGCUUCACCUUCCUGCUCUUGGCCUCAACGAAAAUCAAGACCCUGCCUUCUGCAAGCAGAGAGUCCCUCUUGGGGGACAAGGCCUGGAUUUUGAAUUAAGAUUGUAUUUACCAAUUAGUAGAGGACAAUUCUCAAACCUGUGUCGUCAUUGUGCUGUUGUAUGACCAGGACAUGACGUCUUGUAGUGGAAGGCUUGAAAUUUGGAUAAAUUGGUUGUUUUCCUCCCCAUUCCUGAGUCCCAGUGACAUACACUGUGGUUUGUGUGCAUAGUGUUUCAUAUACAGGAAGCACAUAGUAAAGGUAAAAUGUCUGCAGAUAAGCCAAAUGGACCAUAACACUCUUGCCAAGAAAUUUACUAGAUGUCCAGCUUGUUUAUAUCGUCACACUGUUAGCAUCCCCCUCCCAAACAAGAGCAAAGAGCUGCAAGAAACGGACACUUCUCAAAACACACACCAAAGUAUGUAGCAAACUGUGUUGUUGUCACUGAAUAU
Molecule: messenger RNA, 4206 nt
Organism: Xyrauchen texanus (razorback sucker)
Lineage: Eukaryota; Metazoa; Chordata; Actinopteri; Cypriniformes; Catostomidae
Product: transducin-like enhancer protein 3-A
Exons: 21
Coding region: 566-2848 (760 amino acids)
Biological process (GO): negative regulation of canonical Wnt signaling pathway; regulation of DNA-templated transcription
Cellular component (GO): transcription regulator complex; nucleus
Molecular function (GO): protein binding; transcription corepressor activity
Source: RefSeq, a predicted model, not a curated record